Molecule: messenger RNA, 744 nt
Organism: Fusarium pseudograminearum CS3096
Lineage: Eukaryota; Fungi; Ascomycota; Sordariomycetes; Hypocreales; Nectriaceae
Exons: 1
Coding region: 1-744 (247 amino acids)
Source: RefSeq, a predicted model, not a curated record
AUGUCUUCCAAUACCAGCAAGGACAUCGCUCAGCUCCGCACUCAGUUCGAGGACCUGAUCAUCAACAAUUUGGUUGAGACUCCCGAGAUCUUGAUCGACUCCCCUGAAUCUACCUCACAGAGGGAAGCUACAUCAUCCCCAGUGUCUGACCCAUCUCACUACGAUGAGAACGGUCAGUCUAUCCCUUCCCCUCCCAUGAGCGCUGACUCACCUAUGAACAGCAAGAACCCACACCCAAGCCUCUCAAUCUUGACGUCCUUCCUCCAGGAAGCCAUCACGGAUUGCCUCAAGCCCGGAAGCUGUUUCAAACGCUCCAUUAUGCGUCGCGAUACAUUCUUCACGUACGAGAUGGACCGGUCUUUCGAGGGCGUUAUUCAGCACAGGUUUGAUUCAUGGCGCUGGAUACCAGACGUGUCCGAUGACUUUUUGCAUGAGUACGCUGACAAUUGGAUCUAUGCUGGCGAUGUCGAAAUCAUCAGCAUCAAGAACGAUGUGAUUCAAUCAAGAAUCGAACGCAAGGAGCGAGUCUUUGAACAUCCUGACAAUGUUGGUCGCGUUUGUCCUAUCGGGUCGAACAUCAAGCUGGAUCUCAGCGAGCCUGAGAAUGCAGGAUGGCGAGUCCUUGUCUGGCGUAUCCAUGGGGCUGGUGAAACCCCCUACAUGGAUCGUCACGGACGUGUCGUUGCUGACCCGAGAGUACAUCUCCAUCAGCGUGUCGGCGCCUUGAGGGAUGGAGCUAUGUAG